This is a messenger RNA of Bemisia tabaci, 15112 nucleotides long. The record is from RefSeq and is a predicted model, not a curated record. Lineage: Eukaryota; Metazoa; Arthropoda; Insecta; Hemiptera; Aleyrodidae.
UGCCACAGUCGCACUCUUCCAGAUGCCCCAGCGGAGGAAAACGCAACACCUCGCGCCGCACCCCCGGAAACCCGUCAACUCGAGCCCUCAGGAGGACCCCUUGGUCAGCUGCCUGGACGCCGAUGCCACCUACAUCUGCACCGCCUACAACUCCCGCUGCUACAUCAUCCAAAAGAUCUCAGCUGUGGUGGAAAGCGGAGGCUUGAAUCCAGAUGCCGAUGAAUUUCAAUACAAGGGUAUCAAAGAUUUCAGCGAAUCGGACCAGGCUGAAUUUUAUGAACCUGAUGUCGACUUCGAAGAAGAAUCACAAAUGGGUGUUCUGGAGGAUGGUUACGUGUACAUGAAUGGGGACAUUGCAAAGGUUCCAUCGGGGGCGGUCUACCCUGCCACCCCUGAUCCCCUCACGGUCACGCAACCAUCAGCCCCAAACUACAGUGCUCUAAAUGGAGUCGUGGAAUCCACAGAAUCUGUCAGCGAGACUAGAGCGGCACAUGGAGCACAACCGGGAGGAGGUGCUGAGCCAAGUCCUUCCUCAGAAUCUGGGCUUCCAUUGGACCAACUCAAACAGAUGUUAUCAUCGCAGUUGGAAUAUUAUUUUUCUAGGGAAAAUCUAGCUAAUGACACUUACUUGCUGUCUCAAAUGGACAAUGAUCAAUAUGUGCCCAUUUGGACUGUAGCAAAUUUCAAUCAAGUGAAAAAAUUAACUAAAGAUAUCAAAUUAAUUACGCAAGUCCUUCAAGAAUCACCCAAUGUCCAAGUGGAUGAGGAGGGUCAGAAAGUUAGGCCUAACCACAAACGGUGUAUAGUUAUUUUAAGAGAAAUCCCAGAUAGUACACCUUUAGAAGAAGUCAAAGGUAUAUUUUCAGGUAGCAACUGUCCAAAAUUUAUAUCUUGUGAAUUUGCACACAAUAAUUCAUGGUAUGUUACGUUUGAAAACGAUGAAGAUGCACAGAGAGCAUACAGGUAUCUCCGGGAGGAUGUUAAAGAGUUUCAAGGUAAGCCAAUCAUGGCAAGAAUAAAAGCGAAGCCAAUGAACAGAUUGCCAAUGUCAGCCCCAGUUGGAGGGAUGGCUGGAGGGAUGAAAAAUGGAUACCGGACUCCUCCAGGAGCAGCCCCAAUGUACGACCCUGUAGCCAGUUACCCUCAUCCUGUGCACCCUCCUGCCCCAGGGCCCCCUCCAGGCCCUCCUCCACAUCCAAGGUUCCUUUACGCUAAUGGCGGCUCACUACAAACUGUUAAUUAUAAUCCUAAUCAAGUCCAAAUUUAUACUUUUCAGCAGCAGCCAUUCUAUCCGCCAAAUAUGUUGCCACCUUGGGGAACUCCAAGUCCAGCCUAUUUCGAUAUCGGUAGCGUUUUCUCAGUCAAUGGCCUUGCGCCCCAAGGCUCCUUUGCCAAAGCACCCAAUUCCAGGUUCAUUCCUAGGAGUAACAAUAGGAUUAAGCGUGGAACUGGUAGCGGCGGUGGAAUAAUGGACCAACGAAAUAUGGUAAUAGAUAACAGCUAUAAUCGAGGCAACAAUAACAAUAGUAGUAAUAGUUCUGUUAAAAGCUAUAGUUCAAAGUAUUCUGGAAGUGAAUCAAAGACUCAGGAUACCGGCCAAUCAGCAACCGCGUCAGAUGUAGACGAUUAUCAAGCUUCGACCAGGCCAAGUAGUAAGGAACCACAACCCCCGCCAAGGCAUCUAAGGCGGAGGAAGAAGGAAGAUGAAGUCGCUCAUGCGCCGGUGUCUACAAAUCGGCCCUCCGAGCGCAGUUCAUCGACCCAGUUUGACUUGGAAGCAGAUGCUUUCCCACCUUUACCUAGUGCUGUGACUCAUCCCUCAUCCUCUGCUCCAACGCAACCACAUGCCCCACACCCUUCUCAUACCCCUCAUGCUCCACCAGUCGAGGUGGAAACCUCCCCUCUGCCUCCUGUUGUGACUGUUGCUGAGGCUCCGUCUUCAGACUCACACUCCGAAAACAGAAACUGUAAGUGGAGCCUCAUCAAGAAGUAGAGGAAGCAAAACUUCUUCCGAUCGUGAAGGAGGAAGAGGAGCUCCUCGAAGGGAUAGAAGAGAUAACUCGUCUCGCUUUUCAAGAACCAAAUCUCCCAAAUAGCAGAACUUUGUAACAAGGAAAAGUGAACUAUGCCACAUGCCCGCCGCGGGAGAGGUGGUCGGGAGCGCCAGCUAGACACCAGCUAAAUGCUCCCACCAAGUGCCUAUAACCAAUCAAACAUGCUUUUCUAAUGUAUAUUUGUUAUGUUUUCUUUUUAUUGAAGGAAAAAAGGAGAUAAUGUUAAACAAUAUUUUUCUUAGCCAUAACGACAUGUCACUGAGCGUAGAGCAAACAUAAAUCUCGCUUCAUUAACGAUUUUGUGUUGCCUUUCAUGUUGUUCGGCUAUUAGCAAGAUUUUUAGUGUCAAACUGUGAUAAAAUUCCCCCGCGGUAAUACCAUUUUGCUGUCAAAUGAUUUGUUUCCAUUUUUCGUUCUGUCGGUAGUAUGCAUGCCUGUGGAAUUUUUUUUUUCUAAUUAAUCAUUUCUUUGCUGUUGAAAACAUGCAAUCCUCUAAAGAGUAAAAGGAAAGUUUUAUUUUUAAAAUAAUAGAAACUGACGAAAACUGCAAUGCAAGUAUAAAAAUCGUGACACAAUAGAUGUUUAUUUGUUAUGACUUGAAAUGAAAAUAAAUUUUGUUUAUGUACAUAAGUCAUGCUAUACACAUAUUGUAUACUAGGAACACUGAAAUUUUCAAAUCGAUAUAUUGAAAGAAGAAAAAACCAAAUCUUAUCGUCCUUGUUGAAGCAAGACUAUGAUAUAGCACGAGCGUAACCUUUUUUAUCUUCUUUUUCCUUUUCUUUUGUUUUUACAGCUGUUAUCUUUUAUUGAUUUAUUGUAUACAUUAUUUUUCUUCCUCUUUGUUAAUUGUUAUUGUUAGACUCGUUUCAUUUUUUAUGGUGGACUCAUCAUUAUUUUUUUCUCUUAAAUUUGUUGUCCUUAGUCAUCAUGCGAGUGAAGUGCAAACCAGUCGGUGGGGAGUAGAUCUAGCUCGUGUUAUUUCAAAGGUUGUAGGGUUUCUCGUUCUCGCGCUUGUGUUUCGGUCCCUGAAUAGUUAAGGAUUGGUGGAAGUGCCUUCAAACCUUCUACAUCUUCGAAAAAGAUUCCCAGAAGAUAAUUUGUUCUCUUCUCUUGUAGCAAACUCGUGGUUAUGUACUUAAGUUUGCUGUCUAUGGUCAAUUCAACCAUAGUGGAAUCAUUUUUUGCCAUUUCCCCAUCUCUGUGUGCCUGCCAUCAGGUUUUCUUUUUAAAUUUGAGUGCUAGUCAAGAUACUAAGCCAGACAAAUGUUUUUUAAAAGAGACCAGCAUCCCCCACAACGACAAAAUCACAAAUUUGUGUCCUAGUUUUGCAGAAUGAUGAACAUUUUGCAAAAUUGCAUCCCUUAGAGAGGCAUAAGGCAAUGUCUUUUAGCCAAAAGGUCUAAAAUGCUCUUUUGGAGAUGAGAUGGAGAGUGUUUCAAUGUCAGGAUUGUGAGAAUGUAAACAGUUCUUUUUGACAUUGAAAACAUUCGAAAAUGUAGUAAUCAGUAAAGAUUUUCCUAGUUCUGAGUUGCUUCUGAAAAUCUGGAGAGCUGUGGACGUAAAAUUAUAAAGGGGUGAAAUACUCUUUAGCUUCCUUUCAGUUGUUCUAUUGAAAGAAAGAGCUAAUUGAUGGGAUGAAAUGGAGUAGGUUUACAAGAAAUACACCCAAUCUUUGAGUCUUGGAUCUUUUUAGCACACUAUUUUUCUACCUGUUUAUCUUACCAGAUAAUAUGAAGGAAUCUACUGAAUGCUCAUUUAGAUCAACUUCAAUCGAAGGCAUCUGUAUGUAUAUGCAAAAACAUUUUGACAGAAGGGUUUCGAUCAAUUCAAGUUGUGACUACAACAACUGCAUCGAAGUUGUCAAAGUGUGCUAUGCACUGAAUAUGCUUUCCUUUAGCGAAGCAAGUUUUUCCUAAAACUCUCAAGCACAAGUCAACAGAACGGGACUCAAUACAAACCUUCAGCUGUUGCUGGUUGUAAAUUUUUAAUUCUUUGUUUUGUCAAUCAUUUUGUAAAGAGGACAGUGACCUGUCGACCAUCAGUAUGAAUUUUAAAGGCAAGAGUUCUAGAGAGACUGUAGCAAAAUCAAAGCAGCUAGUCAGGUGAAAAAUUUAAUGUAAGGUUCGUAAUGCAGCAAAUAGUUAUUAUUAUUUUGUAACUGCCAUGGAGAUCACCAGUAACUACUGGGGUAAUUUUGUUUGCAUUGCUGUGUGCACAAGGAACUGCAGAAUUAGAGCUUGGUCCAGACUGGAGAAGCUUUCCAAAGAGAGUCUCCCCAAUCGAGGAAUAGUGUUUUCGUACAGUCUUCUUCUAGUAACUAUCGGAGCGCAGUAAAUGCAUGAGACGCGGCUAUCAAUAAUUUCACUGUAAUUCUUCAGCUGAAUUUAGCAAUUCUUUUUUUGCUGUAUUGGUGAUCUCCAGGGUGCAGUGGGGGCUCUCUGAAAAAACAUCAUGGCUGUGAAAAGAUUGAGUCUGUAGCGGCAAAGCGUGGCCUAUGGAAGUUCUCUGACUGAUAUGGAGCCUAGCUCAGGUCUGUUGAGUGUAGAUUAAUUAAUUUCGGGGCCAGAUAUCUGCGGACUAAUUUCAGGUCGCUGCUCCCUCGCUUUUGUAAUUUUGAUUUACUUACUUAUUUAUUUUUCUAAUUGUAUGAUUUAAUCAAACCAGUAGGAAUAGUUUUCUGUUGUGAAGGCAUUUACUCUUGCUUUGGUGGAUGAAAAGCUCAAACUGAUAUUUUUAAAGAUUAAUUUGUAGAAUAUUCGGACCUCUCGGAACAGGUGACUGUUGGUGCUCCUUUCUUCUUUAUUUAUAGCUUUAAUUACUUGAACUAGUUGGAAAAAUUGCUGCUCUAGAUGUUAAUUAUGGCAAGGAACAUGAACUGAUUUCUCUAUACGUUAGUUUUUUAAAACUCUAUUGAACUCAAGUUAUCAAUUUUGCUGGUAUUCUCUUUGUAGAAAAACUUGUCAUGAACGGAUUGUUUCAACCUUUUUGGUUCUCUUCAGAAGGCAAAUUUCAACCCAACUAAUUGGGCUAGCUCAGCACACUCAGUUCAAUGAAAAGAAAGUUUUAGCUUCGUGAUUUUUGGUGAAACCAAGUAGUUGUUAUUACUUGAGUUGCUUGAAUUUUGUUGAUUCAGUUUAACAGAAGUGCUUUGCGAUAGAUGAAGUCCUAGAAUUCUCGUUCUUAAUGAUAGAACAUUCAUGACUAAAACUUUUCUCUCUUUUGUCGGAUGAUUAUGCGGUUACAUAGACUGGUCCUGCUACCAAUCAUUAAUAACAUUGUUCCUAUGACAUAAAGGCAUCCAUAUCCUUAAGACCCUUGGAAAGCAUGGAGUCUUAUGGGGGGAAGGGCUGACCUAGAAAAAUAUGUAAGUCCUUACGUCAUAGGAGCAGCAAUAGCAGUUCAGUGGUGUAAAUAUGUAUAAUCAUGUGAUGUUUGAGUCGAAUGCGUAUGGUCAAUUUAUGAUUGAAACUCCAAAAUGAUAUUGCAAAAUAUCGAAUUUCUGAAAAUUUGAAUAUUGUUGCAUAUGUCUGAAACUUAUUACUGAAAGUUAGUUUGAAGCAUUCCUGGUUCCUAUGUGUUAAAAAAGGAUAAUUGUAAGCAUAUGCAACCAUUGGACAAGUCGAAAAGGGCUACAAUGAAAACUGAAUAGAAAAUUAUGACUUUGCAAUCGUGUCCUCUGACACUAGCGUGCUGUCUUAUCCUUCCAUGGAAAAUUUUGGUUUUUGAAAUAACAAGAGAAGGGAAAUUUUUAUUGAAGCAAUGAGGGUACUUUUGUUUUAAAAUUUCAGAAAAUAUAGUGAAUUGGACGGAAAAGUGAUGAUCAUUCUGAAGAACAAUCUCAUCUCCUGUAAUAGGCGGGAAUCUCCCUUGAAAUUAUUUUCUUUUUGAAUUUUUAUCACAUCUUCUCAGUUAACUUUAGGUAGGUGGCUUUCCAAAAUCUGAUAUUUCCACGUACAUUUUGGCAUUUUGAGACUUUACUCAUAAACAAAAACAUGCAGUCUCUUUGUAGUAAAUCAAAAUGAUGAAAGCAGUGCAAAUUCCAAAAUUAAUACCAUUAUUUUAAUUAUCGGUGAAAAAUACAAGUUUGUGAUACAGCAAAUAUAAUAUUCAUUGUCUAAAAGUAACUAAAAUAAUAAUGUCUAAAAUAGCAUUUUUUCUUUUUCAGUUGCAUUAAGUGAUUUGAAUCGUAUGAAGAUUAACUCAUUAGUAUGCUUUUGGUCAUCAAAAAUAAUUAAUCCAAUAUGUUCUAGUAUAAAAAAGAGGUCCUCUUGAAAAUCAAAUCCUCCGCAUUUCUAGUAUACAUGUAUUUUUCUUUUUUGCUGCAAUUUAAUUCUUUUAAAUGUUUGGAGGAGUGGUAAGAGUAAUUUUCUGUUCCGACCAAUAGCUCUUGCGAAAUCAUGCACGAAAACAGCAACUUUUACUACAAGCAGCACAACAUUAAUAUAUGAUCUUUGCAGAAUCACUCGUGUACUUGUUCUGUAUUUAUUUCACCAUGUAUAUUUAAACGAAAUAACAGUAGUAAUCUUGAACAACUAAUUAAAAUGCAUAUAUUGCUGUAGGAAGUAUUCGUACAUAUCAAUUUUUCUUUCUUUCUUUCUUUCUUUUUUUUUUUAACCUCUGGAAAUAGAUUGAGUUUACAAAAGAAACUUUUUUUUUUCAUGCAGUGUAUUAUGCAAAAUCUUUCAAGAAUUUCUAAGAUCAGCUAGCGCAGACCAUUUGCAAUAGUAUUUUGUAGUUGCUGAAAAUCCAUCUACAUACUUAUUGGAAUAUAAGGUCUCGUGUAGGUUUAAGUGAUCAUAACUUUUGUAUGAAAUCAAAACCAACACUAGAAACAUUCUACAGGUGAAAUCAAGAGGUGCUCGACCACUUCAUGUCUUUGCAAACUAUGUUUUGAAAGACGUCAGUGCUUAAUCUUUUUGACCCCAUAUUAUGAUCGCUGAUUAAUUUGUUAGGAAUGCUAUCAACAAAAGAAAGGUGAAAAGAGAAAUGAGUGAAAAAUUUACUCAUUUUAAAUGUCUAGUCUUAAUAUCCUAUUUUCCACAGGCAGAUUGCCUCAUUUAGGUUUUCAAAAUUCAUCCCAUUGCAUUCAUCAUUCCCUUUCGAAAGUACUAAAAGUAAUAAUGGACCAGGUCUGCAUAUUGAUAGGCCUUUGCCUGCUCAGAAUAAAAUGCUAGUGCUGUGCUCUUUAGCCAUUUUGAAUCCACUUGAAAGAUGCUGGAGCUCAAUAAAACUGACUUUGUAGUAGAAUUAAAUUUUUACCUGAUUACUCUCGUAUGUCUGUCGGCAUGACCAUACUUGUUCAGCCUUUAGUUUCCUGUCAUUAACGUAAAGCAGUUGUUUUUUCACUCAUGUGCAGAAUUAAAUUAUGAAAGUCCCAAGUCUUUGAACUGAAUAUCCGUUGGAGAUCUUAGAAAAAAGAAAGCAAUUUUUCAAUGAUAAUGGAAGACAUCAAACAGAUAUGCAGGGUGACCUGUGAAGACUCCAUAGUAUGCUGGUGCAAGAAUUUAUCAAUACUUUGCUGAGAAUUGACAACUCGUGCAUUCAAGCAGGAAUUAAUUGAUGGCGCAGUGAUGAGUACUCAACGAAAGUGUGAAGUGCUUAGCACCUCUCAUUUUGCUAUCAUACAGCAACCAGACAUAGGUCACUACUUACUAGUAUCACAGGCGAAGUUAGGUAAUUAGUACGGUUUAUGUAUUUAGUUUGAUGUCUUCAUAUUUAUAUCAAGCAUAAGAAUUUUAUCUCAUAAAUGUAACCAAAAGUUUGCAAACUAGAUUGCUAAGACUGAUGUAAAGCUCUGAAAGGGCAAUCCAAUUUACAAUUUAGGUCUAAUGUUUUAAAAAUAAAUAAAAAAAUCAUGUAGUGCUUUAUGUCUCCCAAAAUGUUAGUGUAUUCAGCUAGAGCUGAAAUAAAGUAAGGUUCAUCUGGGGUUGCAGUUCGUAGUUGCAUUACGCAUAUUCAUGUUAACAGAAACUUUAGAAUGGCUUUCAGUUGAGUUUUCUUCUUUUUGCUGCUUUCUUAGUAGAAUGGUAUUUCGAGAAAAGAAAUACAUCCUUUCUAUUUCCUUCUUCAAAUGAAUUAAUGAUCUUAAUUACUUAUUUCCCAUGAAGUCCACCAACAACCUCUUUGGAAAGAAGAUUAGACAAAUAAAACUUAUUUAGGUCAAUCUCUACUUCUAUGUGUGUCACAAGCCUACAUCUCAAGAAUUCCCCAAUUUUUUUACUUCUCAAAUAAUGUUUGGAAUGUGAGCAUCCACUGUCCUACCUUUCAAAGCAAACCUUCUGUAAUUCCAUCUGACACUUUUCAAGAAAGUUAAUAAAUGUACAUCCUUGUAUUUUUAGGACAGCCAUUCUAUGAGGAACACACAUACGUCCUCGCACACACAAAAAUUAAGCACAAAAGAUAUUAGAUUUUCUUGCAACAGAGCGAUCCAUUUGGAAAAGAAAUGCUGCAAUGGAGUCCUCAGCUUUGGAUGGUAUUAGUGUAUCGAGAUUUUAGAUCCCAAGUUCUGUUGCCACUGCAAUCUAGAUCUUUUGAAGACUAGAUGAAGGGAAGAAUUGGUUACAUUCUUACUUCAAUCCAUUGUAAAGUUAAAGUUUUUUGCUUACCAUUCGUGGUAUCCUCUGUUUUUUGUAUGUUUUAAAAUCCAAGUAAAAGUUACUCUUGCGGCAAGGCUUGAAAUGAAUUCCAGGAGUAGUGUGGAGCCGUAGUGAAUUAGCCCUUCUUAGCCCCUUACAUCUUUUGAUCCGUGGAGAGCUUAAGAAAUAGAUUGUUAUUUCAAUGGGUUCAUGGAAAUUUUGUCUCCAUUUUCGAUUGUUAUUUGCAUGGUUUAUCACAAAAGUAUAAUAGCUGAUCCAUCUCUUUGCUUAAAUGUAUUCAUUUGACUGCCUUGACCUACUCAAGUUGUUGUGAGGGUGUAAUGAACUUGCCAUUUCUUAACUGCAGACGAGGAAAAACAUCCUUUGCAGAAAGUUUGCUUGGCGAACAUCCUGCAAAGGAUAAAUGUUGACUGACAAAAAUUGGCGUCAAAAAUUUUUGAGGCUUUCUCAGGUUGAAGUCAGGUUUGUUUGCAUUCUGAACAUUUUGCGGUUGAUAAAGACAAGCUAUUUCAAUGUGUUUUUUCUAUGUCUUCUUGAUCUGCUCUCAAAAGAAUUUGGUGAACCUUUCGAGGGUUCGGUAGAUUUCCAAUAUCCGAGUCAAAACCCACACUAGCUGUGAAUCUUCAAAAAAUUACCAUUCAAGAGGAGCAUGGAGUGACCAAAACUUUACUUUUAUGUUACUUCAUCGCUAUCUCUCAAUGUGAAUAGAAUCAGAACUAGGACAAUUAUGUAGCCUAAAUGUAUUUAAUCUAGAGUUUAGUGUUUAGACUACAUCAAUUUACCUGUAGAUACUCCCGUCUUUCUGUACAAAAUAUCUACAGCCUGUCCUUUGUCAGUUAAGGGGUAGGGACAAGAAUGAAGAUGGUUUGUUGUAAAAAUGGAUAUUAUUAGCGAUUCUCAUAAUAUUAAAGUUAACUGCGUCUUGUUUUUUCAACGAUAUGUCUGUGGUCAUUCAAGUUAGUCUUUGUUAAUUUUAUAUUUUUAACCUGAGAAAAACCUGAAGAUUAUCGUGAAGAAAACAAUCUACUCUAGGUCUGCCCUCUCCAACACUUUUUUUUUUUUUAAAUUUAACCUGAAAAAUUUGCUCCUUGUUGAAAUUCCUUGUUUAUUCAGAGAACCUCAUUUAUUCAACCUAGAAAUGUUAGAAUAUGACAAAAUGGUCAGCUAUUCCCUCCCUCCUUUCCAGUAUUUCUGACGGAAGCAUUAGAGAUUCACCAAGAGGUAUUUUGUAUGUUAGUGAGUGGGAUUAUGGUAAGUCUUGUUGUAAACGCAAGACCAUAAAUAGGAGAACCAUGAAAAUAUUUUGUGCUUUAGCAACUACCCUAGCUCCUAAUAAGCAGAAAACAGUAAAUGACCCAAUACCUCUGAAUCUCGACUGAAUGUGACAGUGAGUCUGCAGAGUAAUUAAGUGAAAGUUGUCACAAGGGUCAGUAUUUUUGGAUUUAUUCUGUUCGUGUUCAUUCUGGUAGUGAAAGACUGUAUUCACGAAAUUAUCAUCAUUUGAAAGAAAUAUACUGGUACUAAAAGCCGAAAUCAUCUAACUAAAUCAUUUUAUUUUUGAUUCUUGCGCAGUCUGUCUCUUCAACUUGAUUUACACCAAAGCACACAAUGUCCAUUUCAUGUUUUAAUCGGUGCGGCUUUUUUGAAGAAUCGCCUUUACUAGAAAGAAGUUGUGAGUUCCUUUCAUUAGCCAAAAUUCAUGGUCCUGCAGCAUUGCCUUUUUAAUUGAGUUGAGGGACUUGUUGCUAAGGUCUCAUUUAUGCUUUUGACGCACUCAGUUUGCUGUCAAGAAUGAGUGUCCGUUGCUUAGCUUUCUCGGUGCAGGCUUUCCAUCGAUCACCCCAACCAUGGACCAUCAUUUACAUCAUCAAGCAUCACAAAUAGGAGUCUGUGUAGAGUUUCAAGUGAUAUUGUACUUUCAUGCGCGUGGGUUUCGUAGCAGUUUUGAGUGAACAGGCUCAGUUAACCUAAGCAAAAGUACUAAGCUGAAUUGGCCCCUGUGCGAAACAUUUCUGUGCCAAACAGAGCCCUCAUCAGGAUAUAAUUGUAUUAGAAUGAAACGUCCGUCAUUUGUCAUUCUGAUAAUUGCUGGAUUGUGUCGGUAUUUACCCAAAUUCUUGUGAAGGUCAACUCAAAUUUCUAGCUUUUAUUUUAUUUCAGAGAAUUGAGUUUUCUAUGAGGUUGGCUAAUACAGUUGCAGUACAAGUUGAAGCUGGUUAUAGUUGAACCACCAACAAGCUCAGAAUUCAAAAGAAAUAUAUCCAAUAUAGCUAAAAAUUUCAUGUAUUGAGGUUAAAAGCUGAAAAUUGCAUCCCUUUAACAAGUUGAUGAAAUAGGUUUACAAUGCUGUAUGUUCUGGAUCAUUGUUGUGGGUCAUUGUAAAUGUUGGAAUUGUUGCUGAAAUGAAAGCUCUGUCAGGCAGAGUGAUGCGAAGCUGUGUGGCUAAUUCAGAAUCGUGCAUGCCUUUGUUAACCGUACCUGUAAAUUACAAGUGUUUAUCAUUUAUAAAUGUGUAUUUUUAGUAAGCUGAAGUUUUAGGUUAACUGACUAUUUUUGUAAAAUUGGAUUUUUAUCGAAUAUUUAAUACUAAACUUGUACUAUUACUCUAAGUUAAAUGUUUGUAAAUAGUUAUGUUCAAUUUUAUGAAACUGUUUUCGUUUGAUAUGCUUUUAAUCAAAGUUAGCUCAAAUUUUGGUAAGUCGUGUAGGCUAGUGGUAAGUUACUCAGAUUUAAAUAAGGAAAAGGCUAAUUCCUGAAUUUCGAGAGUUGUAACCCUGAAUUAUCUAUCAUUCAAUCAACUUGUCCUUAGUUCAAUUGCCGGUAAAGUCUUUCCGUUGUUUUUUAUUUUCUUUAUCUCGUUUUGAUAAUUUGUUCUGUUCAAAUGCUCUUUCGAAUAGUGACUCUCCACUUGAUUUUUUCGUAACUCAUGAUCAUGUACAUGCAACCAGAUGUUUUAAAAAAGCAUUUCACACCUAACAAAAAUUUGCCCAUAUUCAUUGAAUAAGGGCUUACUCAAAAUGCAUUAUCAUAAAAGAACUGAAGUUGAAUUCAAACCAGUUCAUAUGACUAAAUUAGGCCAAUCUUAUGGAUAAAUGGUCCAUUUCAAAAACUGUGAAAAUCCCCCAAAAGUAGUAGAGGAAAUCAACCCUUGAAAAUUUCAUUUUGAUGCCUGACGCCAGCUUCCGAGACGAUUUUUUUUUUUUUUUGCUGUAUUAUGAAGAGCCUCAACUAAGGGAUAGGCAGAGAAGGAGUUUUGUCCGAAGGUGCAUUGUAGAUUUCCUAUUUGAUCGUUUAAGCAUUAGUUUUGGAGUAAAAUGAAUUUGCUAGUGAAAUGUUUUUAAUUGAGGGACAUAAUAUUAUUGACUCCCACAGAGGUAUAAUUAAAUUUGGAGCGUUUUCAGGUAAACUUAAAAUAUAAUAUCUGUUGACUAAUCAAUCAAAAACAUUUUGACUGAAAAUUGCUUCCACCUCAUGUGUCCGGCUGGUCUGUGAGAGAAAUUUACUACUGCUGAAAAAGAUAGGAGUCCUUCCUGGAAUUGACAGUUUAAUUUAUUAAGUGCAGCUUUUUCAUUUUAUUUAUUAUUUAAAAUUUCUCUCAAAAGAGUAAAGAAAUUUUUAAUUUUGUAGGAUACAUAUUUAAAUAUUUAUCUCAUUUUCCAGUAGCCGGCUUUUAUUUGCAUCUAUACCUAUCUGAUGUCUGUUUCUUUGAGGUUUUGCUUGAGAAUCAUAAAAUUAUCUUUUUGUAUUCUGAGGUAUAUUUCUUCCUUCAAGAGGUUAAAAUAACUUGAGUGUGCCCGAUUCUCUUCUCUCCUUAUCCGUGCAAUGUUCUGAACUACAGGAUAUUUGGGUCAAUUAAUGAAUCUCUUCUAGUAGACAAAGUUUACAGCAUAUGCCAACUGAGUGUAAUACUAUUAUCCACUGAUGUUAAGUACAUAAUUUUGGGUCCUCCAACAAGUGAUAUUUUUUAGCCUGGCUAUUCCAUGAAAAAUCUCCAGCUUCCCCCCAGGAAUGCUUUCUUUAUACUCACAUUGAAGGGAAGAAUUCUUGCUCAUGAAUUUCUUUUGGUGGAUCCAUCAUUCCUACCGAGUGACUAACAUAGACAUCAGAAUAGUUGGUAGCUGUGCUGUUGCUGUCUAACAAUGUUCGAAGGCAUCGAUGCUUUUUAGGGGCAGAUGUGUAAAUCGGUUGACCGCACACCAUCAAAAGUGAACAAUCGCCAACCUAUCUGAUGCAAAUUCUAUGGCUGUUCUAAUCAGUUCUUCUGUCACUAGGAAUUGUCAUGACUUAGCAGUAAUCUCCAAAUAUUUAAUCAACACGAGAUUUUUGAUUGUGAAUUGCCGAUGAGUUUAAACAUCUCUCAAUUUUCAAAGGUUAUUCCUACAAAUUUCAAAUUAAAUGAAGAUUUCAUAAUGACCUUUGCAAUUUAUUCAAAUGUGACUUUUACCGGGUAGAAAUCUGUUUACUAAUCCAUUUUCAAAAAGCAAGGGUUUUGGUGCAAAGCAGUGCAGUUCUUCCACCAAAGUUGGAAUUCAAGGUUAGUCUUACGAGACAGUAUUUUUGGGACCAUUUAUGUAAAGAUUAUGUAUGGCAUGUUUGGGAACCUAAAGUAAAUUGUUUUCAAGUACACCCACCAUCCUGAUCCCUAAGCUCCUUUUUUCAACUGAAGUCCAUUAUCGUAGGAAUGAACUUUCUCUUUCCAUUGAAAUUGAAAAUUCCUCAGAAAAAAAAGAAAACCCUUAAUUCAGAACCCAAGAAAUUUGAUCAUGCUGUCACAAACUAAACCAUGAAAAUUUCAAGAAGUGGCAGCUUCAGGGCUUUCGGUGGAGGCAAAAUUAGCAGCAUGAGAGUUUCGUAUUUUUCUGCCAGGAUCCAAAAAAAAUUAUGUACUAAGUGGCGUUACUGAUGAGUGCAAGCUUCCUUCUUCCCUAACAUUACCGAAAAUUAUUGAAGCUGUCCAAACCAUGAGAAUUUUUAACCAAAAAAAAGUUAAAUCGGCCUCUGCUUUGGGCUCUUCGUGAGGUUUGAUGGCCUCAUUCAAUUUAUCAUACCUGUAAGUGUAUUUUGUAGCAAAUUAAAUUGAGAAAGACUUUGUAAUUUUGAACAUAAAUGUAAUGAAACAUUAAAAAUAGUCUAUUAUUAAGUAUUAGAUUUCAGACUCCAUGAAGAAUUUCAGGUACUCCAUCUUGAUAUUUUUGUUUUUCACAGUUUCUCUUGAUUUGAAACUCUGCUAAAUAUUACCAAAAUUUUCAAAUGAACAUUAAUCUUCGGUUUAAAAUGAUCGUCCUUCUUUUCUCUCUCUUUUUUUUUUUAAAUUGUAAAUUUUGCUGUGUUCCAAUGCCAAAAAAGUGGGUAUUUUGUAAAUUGUGGAACUUGAAAAAGAAAUAAUUAUGCACUCUAAAGCUCGAUUCGAGUUUUAAAAAAGAGUAAAUGCGAAAAGAAGGUUUCUCUAAUGCAUUGGAGCUUAAAUUCUUGAAAAAUUCUGUCCAAACUACUCAUUUAGCAUGCAAAUGGAUGUAAUCUCCAAUUUUGCAAAAGUAAAGCAAUGUUAUCUUGCACUGACGUCUUCUGCUUUCACCUCAUCUAUUUUAAGAUCGAGACGACAGGUCCUUGUGUGUUUGUGUAAGAUGCUUUUUAUAUAGAUGGUUUAAAUCAAAUCACUUUCUCUAUGAACUGACUCUCCAAUUUGGCAGUCUGUAAGAUCAUGAGUGACACCUAUUUUAAUGGGGAAUGAUGUUGUCAAACUAGAAAAAAAAGAGAGAAAAAAGAUGAAACUUUUCUGUCCUGCUAUUCUGCAUCAUAAUGCAGCACCCCCAUCUGUGUGACUUGCUAGAAGACUGGUGUGUUACCAGAGCUUUUUGCAUUUGUAAAUCUCCUUUUCUUCUUAUUUUCUCUCUCUCUGUUUGUGCGUUGAAUUCUAAAUUUUGGCAAAUCGCUCCUCAGUCGUUGACAGUCUGGUUCUUAAUUUUUCUUACACCAUCAUCAUCUUGUGAACCUUCGAAUUAGACGCUUGUGCGUCGCUCUCGUCUCAUCCCCUGUCUUAGAUUAAAUUCGAAAUUCGUCUGCUGAAAGCAUUACUUGAUUCUGACAGCAUUUACUGCUUAUUUUUAUUGAAAGACUGACCUUUAAAUUUAAAUUUGAGUGUUUAUUCGUACAGCAUAACGCUUAUAAUUUUUUGAAUGCAAUUUUCAUACAUUGUACGUGUUUGAAUAAUCGACUCGCUGGUUGAAAUUGUUUAAAAUGAAGGAAAAGUAAUAAACAAAUUAACGUUUAGCUAUUGUGAUUAGUGUAAAUAAUGGACUAAUGAUACGUUAAAAAGUUUCUCUCUUUCCCUGGGAAUCCUUAAUCCUCUCCUCUCAGUGAUAAGUACUGUUGAAAUUUAGUCUUAACAUAUAGUAAGAUCCAUCAAAUAUGUAAACUAACAGUAUGAUAAAGUGAAUAAAACUGUUUUGUUUUGAGAGAAAA